Molecule: messenger RNA, 1128 nt
Organism: Cordyceps fumosorosea ARSEF 2679
Lineage: Eukaryota; Fungi; Ascomycota; Sordariomycetes; Hypocreales; Cordycipitaceae
Exons: 3
Coding region: 1-1128 (375 amino acids)
Molecular function (GO): 2 iron, 2 sulfur cluster binding
Source: RefSeq, a predicted model, not a curated record
AUGCAGGAACACAUCCGUCGAGCUCAUCCCGAGCAUUAUAUUCCCAAGCUACCCGCCACCGAGGAGAGCUUUCUAUUAAUGGUCCGAACGCCGCCUUCCGAACGCCCCCCCGCGGACCCAAGUUCAGCUCCCUCUGCACAAGGCUUACAUCAGCGCCAAAAUGACUACCGACACAAUUCCUCUGGCCCGGCUACCCCCAGACACUCGGACGAAUAUCCCAACGUGCCUACAAACCCUCUGAUCGGAGCUGCCACCGUCCUCGCCGAGCUUCAGGGCGGCAAAUCUAACCGAGAUAUCGACAUGGAUGCGGGCUAUCAUUCCGACGUGGACGGUCGUCGCAUUCUCAAAACCUCUAUCGAGCUCCCACCAUUCCACCAGAUCAAUCAUGAUGUCACUAGCGACCCCUUCCGCAACCGCCAGCUCCCCUCGAUUCUUUCUGGCUCACCACCCGGCCGCUCCUCCACCCUACCGCCGUUGCAACGCCCCAGAAUUCACCACCCACGCAAGCAGUCCAUCUCCAAACGCACCACCAAGGAGGAUCUCAAGCGGAAGACCUCCCGUGCUGCUGCCACGGCAGCUGAAUGGUUGAGCCACAUUCAAAACGAGGAGCUCACAGUACCUGACGACGCCCGUAAGGCAGCCUCCGUUGAGCCCUCGCCAGACUUCGGCAAGCGCUGGAGCGAGCUGGUCGAUGCCGCCGCCUCUGCCAAUGGCGAUCUCGAAGACCGCACUCCCAUGCCACAGUCACCCAUCUCCAUCCACCGCUCUUCCAUGCCGCCCUUUUCCCAGCAAGGCCUACAACAAAGCAAUUACCAGGCUUCACCUCUACAGCAAGCUCUAACCCCGCCGCCCUAUCCAAGUGUCGAGAACGGCGAAAACUUUCACAUGGGCGCCACCGGCCUGUCGGACUCAUCCCCCACUUACUCAUCUCAAAACAUCCAAAUCUAUUGUGCCGCCUGUCAGAGUAUCUCUGCGCUCAGGAGCUCCUACGCUUGCACUGAGUGCAUCAGCGGCUUGUGCGCUGCCUGCGUUGAGAUAAUCGUGGCUGGCCAAGGAGCACGGAGGACGUGCCCCCGCUGCGCCACCAUCGGCGGUCGGUUCAAGCCUUUUCAGCUCGACAUUCGGUAA